UGGAGGCUCAACCAAUUUCAUAUGUUCGUUCAAAUUGGUACGCGUUACGCCAAUGUGUGUAGAAGUGCGUGAUGUAGCUUAGUUUAUAUUUAUUACAGAUUUCGGAUAAAUUCCAAAAAACUAUUCUGAAUAUUUUUCGCCGCAUUUACCAGCAAUACGAAAAAUGCCAUCUAGAAUACUCAAAACGCCACUUCUAGUUAUACUAUUCACUGUGAUAUUUAUUAAAACUGCUUAUAACCAAAGAGGAGAUGAUGUGAAGACAUUUCAAAGGAUAAUUAAGGAUACAGCAACGGGUAAACACGGAAAUUUUGUUAUCAAGUACCCUCAGAGAAAAAGUAGUUUAAGAGUUCAACCGUAUUUUCCAAAAUCGAUCCCGUUUCCUUGUGUCAAUAUAACUGAAAACGGUUUCGGGCGUUCCCCGACCGUACCUACAAGCAUUCAUAAACUUAGACCUGGUGAUAUUGAUAUCAUAGGAGCGUUGGGCGAUUCACUGGUAGCUGGUAAUGGAGCUUUGGAGGAAUAUGCAUUUGGUACUAUAAUUGAGCAUAGAGGUGUCUCUUGGUGUGCAGGUGGUGAAGGGACGUGGAGGGAAUUUCUAACCCUUCCAAACAUUCUAAAGGAAUUCAAUCCUAACCUUAAAGGUUUCUCUUUAGGCGAAGGAGAAUUUUUAAGUUCAAACUCGAAGCUAAACGUAGCUUUUCCUGUGGCUGCCGAUGCCGAUGCUUUACGGCAAGCAAAAAUUCUAGUCAAAAAAAUUCGAGAUAAUCCCGAUAUGGAUAUAAAUAACAAUUGGAAGAUGGUGACUAUAUUUUUCGGUGCGAACGAUCUUUGUUCUGCUCAGUGUUAUGACAAAGAAGCUGCGACAGCUGCUAGUCAUGUUAGGAAGUUAGAGAGAGCCUUGGAUUACUUACAAAAUAAUUUACCAAGAACUUUUGUUAACUUGAUACCUGUAUUAGAUGUUUCAGUUAGUCUGAGAAUAAAGAGAACGCUGAGCUGCAGAUUUCUUCACAGGCUGUUUUGUGAAUGCUUCCAUCGUGGUGGAGACGAAUUUAAUGUGAUAACGUCUCUAACGAAAGCUUAUCAACAAGCUGAAGAAGUCUUAAUAUCUAGUGGAAAGUACGACAAAAAAUCGGAUUUCACAGUAGUAUUGCAGCCUUUUAUGAAACUUUUCAAUGCUCCUGAAGAUCCUAGUCAUCGAUUUGAUGAAGUUAUUGAUAUUUCGUAUAUCACUCAUGAUUGUUUUCACUUUUCUCAAAAAGGACAUGCUUUAGCUGCCAAUAUGUUAUGGAAUAAUCUUUUAGAACCAGUUGGUAAUAAGAGUUCAAAGAAGCUAGAAUAUAUUUUACAAAAAUUCAGGUGUCCACAAAUUAAGGCGCCAUACAUUUUUACGAAAUUAAAUUCAAAAAAUUUUUUAGAAACUGGACGACAAUAAAACUUUUCUUACAAAA
Molecule: messenger RNA, 1448 nt
Organism: Diorhabda carinulata
Lineage: Eukaryota; Metazoa; Arthropoda; Insecta; Coleoptera; Chrysomelidae
Product: phospholipase B1, membrane-associated-like
Exons: 7
Coding region: 164-1432 (422 amino acids)
Biological process (GO): phospholipid metabolic process
Molecular function (GO): glycerophospholipase activity
Source: RefSeq, a predicted model, not a curated record